Messenger RNA from Colletotrichum graminicola M1.001, 390 nucleotides. RefSeq lists its product as uncharacterized. Bases 1 to 390 code for a protein of 129 amino acids. The record is from RefSeq and is a predicted model, not a curated record. Gene Ontology annotation, molecular function: DNA binding; DNA-directed RNA polymerase activity. Gene Ontology annotation, biological process: DNA-templated transcription. NCBI's taxonomy places the organism in Eukaryota, Fungi, Ascomycota, Sordariomycetes, Glomerellales, Glomerellaceae. The transcript has 3 exons.
AUGGCCACCACAACCACCGUGACUCCCGUCAAGUCCCAGCUUGUUGACAAGCUGCCUAAGCGGUUCAAGGGCAUCAAGUUUGGCAUCCAGUCCAACCAAGAUAUCGCGAACCAAGCCGUCCUUGAAGUUUCCGAUCGCCUCCUCUACGACAUUGAGAAGAACAGAGCACCCUACCAGCAUGGCCCCCUCGAUCCUCGUCUCGGUACUUCGAGCAAGACGGGAAAAUGCGCAACCUGCCAGGAGUCUCUCCAGAACUGCACAGGCCAUUUCGGCCAUGUCAGGCUUCCUCUACCUGCCUUUCAUAUCGGCUACUUGCGCUUCGUCAUGAUGAUAUUGCAGGAUAUCUGCAAGGUGAGAAUCCAGGUGCUCGUCGGUUUUGAGCACGACUAA